Messenger RNA from Schistosoma spindalis, 1632 nucleotides. The record is from the annotation of a GenBank genome assembly. NCBI's taxonomy places the organism in Eukaryota, Metazoa, Platyhelminthes, Trematoda, Strigeidida, Schistosomatidae.
AUGUUUAGUAGUGGAUGUAUUGUUGUGCUUGUCUACCUCUUUCUGUCUCCAGUAGUUCGUUCACGUAACCAUGCAGAAACUGAAAGCAGCAUGGAAAAAUCACUUAUUCGUGUGAUAUUAGAACGUUAUAAGCAAAAUGGUGUUGUUGGAAGACCUGUGAAUAAUAGUCGUGUGAAAAUGGUAGUUCAGUAUGGUCUCCAAAUGAUUCAACUGCUUGGGCUUGACGAAAAUAAACAAGUUUUAAGGACAAAUUGUUGGGCUGUAUAUAGAUGGAGUGAUUCAUUAUUGAAAUGGAAUGCAAGUCAGUAUGGUGGUAUUAAAGAAUUGAGAAUAUUUCCACAUCAAAUAUGGACACCUGAUAUUAAACUCUAUAAUUUUGCAGAUGAACGUUUACAGGAAUUUCGAGAAGGUCGCUUAGUAGUAGAUAGCAGUGGCAAUAUACUGUGGAUUCAGCAGGCAUUAUUCAGAAGCACAUGCCAAGUUGAAAUUACAUACUUUCCAUUUGAUAGUCAGGUUUGUAUGUUAGAGUUUGGUUCAAUGGCAUAUGACAAAACCCAAUUAGAUUUGGACUGGUGGAUACCAGAUGGCAGUGAUACGCCAAUGCCAUAUGUUGAUUUCUCAGAUUAUGUACCUGCAAAUGAUUGGUUUACAGAUGGAGAAGCAGAACGACAUAUUAGACAUGAAGACCGAGUACAUCAGUUGCGGUCUGUAAAACGAUAUCGAGUUAGAGAACAUUUGAUUGGAUCAACGAAACAUGAGAGAUAUUAUCCAGUUCUACGUUACUUAAUACGUAUUUAUCGCAAUCCAAGUUUUCACUUGUUUAUUUUAAUUGUUCCAUGUUUGUUAUUAUCACUGCUAAGUUUGGUUGUCUUUUGGUUACCACCAGACUCAGCCGCGAAAAUGAUGCUAGGCAUAAACAUCUUCGUGGGAUUUUUCGUAUUACUAUUACUAUUGGCGAAGUCAAUGCCUAGUGCAAUCAAAAAUUUCCCCAUUAUAGGUAUUUUCUUUUGCUUAAAUAUGGUCAUGGUCACAUUGUCAAUAUUUAUGGCUACUUGGGUAGUAAAUUUAUUUUAUAAAGGAAAUGAAGGUCAAGCAGUUCCAUUUUGGAUUCGUCGAUUUGUCAUUGAUGGAAUAGGUCGUAUGUUAGGAAUUCGACAAAUAAUCCCAUUAAUUGACAAGUCACAACGUUUAGAUCCAAACAUUUCUUCUUUAAAAAUUUCAUUAAAUGAAACUAAUUCAAUACAAUCUAAUUACCAUGAUAAUUAUUCAAUGAUAAAUAAUAAUAAUAAUAAUCAAUUUAAUAAUUUUUCUAGUGAACAACAGUUAAAUAAUAUUCAUUUAAUUAAUGAAAUAGUUUCUAAUCAUAUAAUUGAAAUGAAACAUAAUGAAUUAAAACAACAUUCAUAUAAUAUAAAAGAAUUUUUACAACAUAUAAAUGUAAAACAAAUUAAAUCUUCACAUAAAAAUUCAUUAGGUACUGAAUGGCGUAUAUUGGCAUUAAUUAUUGAUCGUUUAUUUUUUAUUAUUUAUUUAUUUACAUUGAUUACUAUUGCUUGUAUUGUUAUUUUAAAAACUGAUUUACCUGAUACAACAUUACAAUUAAUAAAUCGUAAUGUAGUUGAUUUACAAUAA